UCUCCGAGCCUGUGCUGCUCGCGGCUACUCGGCGGGGAGAGGCCAGGUGCCCCCUUCUUCCCCUCUCUUCCCUUCCUCCCCCACUCCGGUGCCCGCGGGAGAUCCCGCCAGUCCGCCUCCUCCCGCAGAGGUGUAGCCCGCUGCGGAGCUGACAGCAGCCCCGCAGCCACCCUGUACCAACUCUCCGGAAGCGGCUGGAGCAGACUCGGCGCUCAGGCCGCCGCAGCUCCGGCGGACCCACUGUUGGAACGGAGGAACCCGCCCUCCUCCCGUGCCCAAACUUGGAGCACUUGACCUUUGGCUGUCGUAGGAGGCAGGCCGGCGGGUGCCUGGACAGCUGCGGCGCCUCGAGGGCAUCUUGCCUGGGGUUCCAGGACUGUCGGCUACACUUCUGGGCUCCCGGCUUUGCUCUGGGAUCCCGGGUGUCCACAUCAGGCGCAUGUUGACUGAGACUUGGAGUCAUGGAUGUGUGCGCCCGUGUUGCCCUGUGGCUCCUCUGGGGGCUUCUCCUGCAUCACGGCCAGAGCUUCAGCCAUAGCCACAGCGAGAAGGCGACGGGAGCUGGCUCGGGGGCUAGUUCCGAGGAGUCCACUGCAGCAGAGUUUUGCCGGAUUGACAAGCCCCUGUGCCACAGUGAGGAUGAUAAGCUCAGCUUUGAUGCAGUCCGCAGCAUCCACAAGCUGAUGGACGAUGAUGCCAAUGGUGAUGUGGACGUGGAAGAAAGCGAUGAGUUCCUGAGGGAAGACCUCAAUUACCAUGACCCGACAGUGAAACACAGCACCUUCCAUGGUGAGGAUAAGCUCAUCAGUGUGGAGGACCUGUGGAAAGCAUGGAAGUCUUCAGAAGUGUACAACUGGACCGUGGACGAGGUGGUGCAGUGGCUGAUCACAUAUGUGGAGCUGCCUCAAUAUGAGGAGACCUUCCGGAAGCUGCAACUUAGUGGCCAUGCCAUGCCAAGGCUCGCUGUGACCAACACCACCAUGACAGGGACUGUGCUGAAGAUGACAGACCGGAGCCAUCGGCAGAAGCUGCAGCUGAAGGCCCUGGACACAGUGCUGUUUGGGCCUCCUCUCUUGACCCGCCAUAAUCACCUCAAGGACUUCAUGCUGGUGGUGUCCAUCGUUAUUGGUGUGGGCGGCUGCUGGUUCGCCUACAUCCAGAACCGUUACUCAAAGGAGCAUAUGAAGAAGAUGAUGAAGGAUCUGGAGGGGUUACACCGAGCUGAGCAGAGUCUGCACGACCUUCAGGAAAGGCUGCACAAGGCCCAAGAGGAGCACCGCACAGUGGAGGUGGAGAAGGUCCAUCUGGAGAAGAAGCUGCGUGAUGAGAUCAACCUUGCCAAGCAGGAAGCCCAGCGGCUGAAGGAGCUGCGGGAGGGUACCGAGAAUGAGCGGAGCCGCCAAAAAUAUGCUGAGGAGGAGCUGGAGCAGGUCCGGGAGGCCCUGAGGAAAGCUGAGAAGGAACUGGAAUCACACAGCUCAUGGUAUGCUCCAGAGGCCCUUCAGAAGUGGCUGCAGCUGACCCACGAGGUGGAGGUGCAGUACUAUAACAUCAAGAAGCAAAACGCGGAGAAGCAACUGCUGGUGGCCAAGGAGGGGGCUGAGAAGAUAAAAAAGAAGAGAAACACACUCUUCGGCACCUUCCACGUGGCCCACAGCUCUUCUCUGGACGAUGUGGAUCACAAAAUCCUGACUGCCAAGCAAGCUCUGAGCGAGGUGACAGCAGCACUGCGGGAGCGCCUGCACCGCUGGCAGCAGAUUGAGAUCCUCUGUGGCUUCCAGAUUGUCAACAACCCCGGCAUCCACUCCCUGGUGGCUGCUCUCAACAUAGACCCCAGCUGGAUGGGCAGCUCGCGCCCCAACCCCGCCCACUUCAUCAUGACGGAUGACGUGGAUGACAUGGAUGAGGAGAUUGUGUCACCCUUGUCCAUGCAGUCUCCCACCCUGCAGUGCAGUGUCCGGCAGCGCCUGACGGAGCCGCAGCAUGGCCUGGGAUCUCAGAGGGAUUUGACCCUUUCCGAUUCGGAGUCCUCCCUCCACACGAGUGACCGCCAGCGUGUGGCCCCCAAGCCUCCUCCGAUGGUCCGUGCUGCAGAUGAGGCCCUCGGUGCCAUGACUUCCAAUGGCAGCCACCGGCUGAUUGAGGGGGUCCACCCCGGGUCUUUGGUGGAGAAACUGCCUGACAGCCCUGCCCUGGCCAAGAAGGCACUCCUGGCGCUGAACCAUGGGCUGGACAAGGCCCACAGCCUGAUGGAGCUGAGCCCCUCAGCCCCACCUGGUGGCUCUCCACCUUUGGAUUCUUCCCGUUCUCACAGCUCCAGUUCCCCAGACCCAGACACGCCAUCUCCAGUUGGGGACAGCCGAGCCCUGCAGGCUAGCCGAAAUACACGCAUUCCCCAUCUAGCUGGCAAGAAGGCUGUGGCUGAGGAGGAUAAUGGCUCCAUUGGCGAGGAGACAGAUGCCAGCCCAGGCCGGAAGAAGUUUCCCCUCAAAAUCUUUAAGAAGCCUCUUAAGAAGUAGGCAGGAUGAGAGUGGCAGUGGUGGGACAAUGUGUCCUUCCCUGGUCUUCUGCCCCCCUUCCUCCCCUUCCAAGAUACCUGGCCCCUAGAGCGGGGCACGGGAGGCUGGCCCAGGGGCCUGGCCACUGUACAUACCUGCCCCCCUCAUCCUUGGGUCCUUCAACAUUAUUUAUUAACUGACCACCAUGGCCUGCCUGCCCUGCCUUUCUCCCAACCAUGGGCUGCUGCUGCCACUCCCUCUCUACUUCAGUGCAUGUCUUAGUUGCUGUCCCCUCAGCCCUCACCUCCACCUCUGGGGUCCAGCUUCUGUCUCUGCUGUCCCAGUUUUGAAGUUUGGUUUCUUGUUUCUGUUUCCCGCUUUCAGGCUCCUCCCUCCCACCACUCCCCAACUUCCCCUAGCAGCCUGGGGGUGGGGGGAGAUAGGAGGAGUAACUUCCGACAUCUGUGCCUCAGACAUGUUCCACCCCGCCCACAAUGGUUCUGUUUGCCUCAGACUGGGGCCUGGGGCCUAGGGCCUAAUAUUUGAGGUCUGUUCUUUGGGAGUGUGGUGGGCCAGAAGGAAACUUGGCCCGGAGCUUGCUUGAGCCUCUAGGGGUUUGUGGGGGAGUGGAACACAUUCCUAGAGAACAAGCUACUAGAGAACUUUGAAGAGAGGCUAGGCUAGGGGGUAGGUUGGGAGAGACUCCUCUCUUAGUUGGGGGAUGAGUAGAAGCCAGAUGUGUGGGCCACAGGGCAGUCACCCUUUCUCUCUUCUCUCACCUACACCUGCCUCUUUCUUAGCCCUGCUCCCCCACACUGCAGGAGGGUUUGACUAUAAGAGGUGCUGCCCAAAUGCUCUCUAAGCAUCAGUACUCCUGGAGCUCAGGACAAAUGGCUUCCCUGGCCAUGGGGGCCUUCACCAUGAUACAGGGCUCUAAGGGGACGCUGGAGCUGUUGGGCAGGAUAUUGUUGUAUUUGAACCAAAAAAUCAUUUUUAAAUUGAAAAAAGAAAAUCUCCUGAAUUUCCCAAGUGCCUGCACCACAUACUCCCCUUGUCAGACCCCAUUUUCAUGUUACUGCAUAGCUUGGGCCAGAGGCUCAAAAAGGACACAGCUGGUUUAGGGAAGGGGGUGGCUGAAGAAGAUAGUGUAGCUGAAGGCAGCUGUGUGACCUCUUCCCCCACACCCUUCCCACCCUCUAGGCAACUCUCUCCCUUACCUGUUUUUGCUAUGGCUGUAAAGGUAUUUUCCUUUUGCCCCACUCUUUCCCAUGCCUUUACUCUGGGAUCCUAUUUUGGGCCUGGGGUGCAGGCACCUGGGGCUGGUCUCAGGAGGGUGCUAGGCUGCAGACUGCCUUGUACCCCCUGGACACCCUCACAUGGUUUUUCUGUGUUAUUUCAUAAGACUCUUUGAAGUCCAAUAAAGCAUGUAGGAGAUUUUAACCUC
Molecule: messenger RNA, 3942 nt
Organism: Enhydra lutris kenyoni (northern sea otter)
Lineage: Eukaryota; Metazoa; Chordata; Mammalia; Carnivora; Mustelidae
Product: stromal interaction molecule 1
Exons: 12
Coding region: 462-2519 (685 amino acids)
Biological process (GO): intracellular calcium ion homeostasis; activation of store-operated calcium channel activity; store-operated calcium entry
Cellular component (GO): plasma membrane; endoplasmic reticulum
Molecular function (GO): calcium channel regulator activity; protein binding; calcium ion binding
Source: RefSeq, a predicted model, not a curated record